AUGCGUUCCUUCCUCUGGGGCACCUACCUGGUGGCCACUAUAGUCGUGCCUUACUCUCUAGGAAAGCUCACUGGACUGAGGAUUGAUGAUCCUAAAAAACCUGACGCCCUCUACCCGGCUGUCAAACUCAAGGCAAUACUAGCGCCAUUGCUUCUGCUACGACUUGGUUACCCGGAUACUAUCACUGCUUAUUCAAUGGAAGACAAUCAACUGGGUCUGAGACAGGUCUUGAACAUGAGCAUUACUGUGACGGUUGUUGCUGGCAUUCUCAUCAGAUGUUGGAACUACACCAGUUUCACAAUAUUGUACUUCCCGAUGUUUCUCGCCGGUAUCAUCAAGUAUGUAGAAGGGGUAUGGGCUCUCAAGUUCUCACUCGGCUUGAACACUGGCAUCACUGCAAAAGAAAUUGCCGGAGAGGGAAUGGUUCCUCGGUUCCUUGAUGCUUUGCCAAAAAUCGACGGUCUUGAAUUGGUUGUUAAGGCUUAUUACCGUUUUCAUUGCUUAAAGCCUCACCUAGAGGACUGGAUCUACCAUCCCCGAUUUAUUUCUCAUCGCCAACUCUCAAUUGAUCAUUGUUCGCACCAAGAGGCCUUCAGGAUCACCGAAAUCGAGCUAGGAUUCAUGUACGACGUGCUAUACACCAAGGCACCCGUAAUCUAUAUGAAGCUGGGCUUGUUCAUCUGGUUUGUCAGCUUCUUUUGGCUAGUUGUCACCCUAUGCAGGUUCAAUGCUUUGCCGAAGUCGAUCCUGCAUCUAGAUGUGAUCAUGCGCAAUGGCAAGAUGGGCUUCGGUGCUUUCGUGUACUCUUACCAGUACACGAAAUUCACUUUCUGUGUGCUGAUGCUGGCUCUCCUUUUGGUGGCUUACCAGAUCCUGCUGUUACCCUACUCUGAGUGGGCAAUUGUGAAGAUGUCAAAGCGUUCCAAUUGGCCGCUAGUUCCCAUGUUCUUGCAAUUUUUUGCACCCAGGUCCGCGCAUAAGUGGAGGCAGUGGUCGGACUCGAUGUACCAAUUCAAUCUGCUUCACUAUUGCCUGCGACGCGACUGGACGAGGCACAUCAAGUUCCUAAACUUUUGGGGUAUUUAUGAUUACAUUAACUGGAACUGGAGUCUCAAUAGGAUGGGACCUGCGAGCCUCCCUGAGAACUUGAAGGAGAGAGUGUGGGAGGAGUUGAAGGUUUUUGAAAAGGCUCGACGAACACACCCAUUUAGCAAAAGAGGGGAGUGGAGUUUCGAGAGAUACAGUGUCGGCACUGGCGAAGAGAUCCGACGGAGCAUCGAGACAGCAUUCGAUAAGAGCAUUCUCGCAUGGCACAUCGUGACCGAUAUAUGCUACCACCAUCAUUCGGAAGAACAAAUCUUCAGAGAGACAAUACCAUUCAAACGAUGA
Messenger RNA from Syzygium oleosum, 1389 nucleotides. RefSeq lists its product as uncharacterized. The record is from RefSeq and is a predicted model, not a curated record. The transcript has a single exon. Bases 1 to 1389 code for a protein of 462 amino acids. NCBI's taxonomy places the organism in Eukaryota, Viridiplantae, Streptophyta, Magnoliopsida, Myrtales, Myrtaceae.